UAAAAUGCAUCUUAAUUUAUACAAUUUCAAACACCAAGGUUACUGGUAGUUAAUUCAAUUAGUGCGGUACUGUUUCCUAGCAACAUGGGACAACUAGCAAGAGCUAAAGAAAAAAACAGAAGAACUUGUGCUGGAAAGAAAGGAGGGCAGUGACAGAGGAGCAGGUGACAGACACUCAGUACCUCUGCCUCCCACCACACAUGCACACUUUGGACUCGACUGCUUUAAACCAUAUCAUGAAUUAGGUAUUUGAGCAUUGUGCUGAUGUGUAGCCUGAUGUCACGCUGGGCCUGAAGGGGCCUGAAGAGCUGAGAAAGAAGGCUGCAGAGGGAAAAUACAAGUGAGCAAAGGAGAGCAAGUGCACUUCUCAGGUUUUAUGAUGACAUUUUUUUUUCUUUAUAGUCUAUCUUUUGCCUCCCACAUAUAUGCUGUCCUCCUUCGUUCGCUGUCUGCCUCCCUGAAUUUGAAAUGCUAAUAAUCUUCUCAGCACUAGAAAUAUUCUGACUCUCUUUCUUCUAUCUGUCUCUCCUUCUCCUCCGCUCAGAUUUGUCUGUCUGCCACACUUUCUCUGUGCGCUCCACAGUAGUCUCUCUAGUCAUUCCUCGGUUCCCUCGAUCCCUGAGAUCUGUCAGACUUUCUCAGCUUUCCAUCUGUCAGUCAGAGUUAAAGUUUUAUCACCUGCAUCUUUCAAUACUUUCUUUGCAACUGUUAAAUACUAAUAGACAAGGUAUUAAAAGAUAACUAAUAAUACUACUGCUCAUAAUAAGUAUCAUACUAGUAUUAUACUAAUCAAAACCUUUCAUAAAAGGCUGCUACAUCUGUAAUAUAAGGCAUUAAGAAAAGACAUAACAUGCAAUGUGAACUGACAGUCAGAGAACACAAACAAACUGAACAUCAGAAUUGUUCUCUGGUCUUGUUUCACUGUUUGCCUUCUCAAGUGUGCUCAGCAACUGUUCCGCAAGACACAAAACCAUAUCAAAUUCCAGACGUAAGCUGUUUAAGGUCUCCUACUUUCAGUUAGUACAACAGCCUGCAACAGUGAGUUGAGUGUUGAGUUUUCUCCAAGAAACAUCUUAACUAUCACUGUAAAAAAGGUAAGAUAAAACACUAACAAAACUGCUUUGUUAUGGUAGUUUAAAUGUUUUAACCUUUUGAAUCCAGAGCUUCAAAAAUAUGACAUUUUUUAAUGUUGUAACAGUCAUAAAUUUGAUUGCAUAAAACAAUUUAGUAACUGUACCAGAAUGAAUUUGUAGGUGUCUUUGAACUAUUUCAGAAAAUUCGUUCCUGCUCUAGUGUCGCCUUAAGUACUUCUAUAAAAAUGUAUUUCAUGUUGUAAUUUAUGAUAAGUUGUGCUAACCACAGUAUAAUUAUUACAUUUAAAUGUAUAUUACUAUAAAAGAAUUGUUGCCUUAUUUUUAGAUAUCAUUAUGUAGUCAUGGCUGCUGUUGUCAUGACUGUGGUUGCUAUAGGUUGCAGAAGAGCAACAUUGUUUUUUUUGAUUUCUACAUAUCUGUUAUAAGGGAAUUGACUUUAUUUUGUACUAAAGUGUCUGCAUUUUAUUUAUUGGAACUCAUAUAUGACGAAAAUACUUCAUACUUGAAUAAAUAAGUAGUAGUCAUUUUAGUAGUAGUAGUUGUAGCAACAUGCUGAAAAGCUAAACUUUUUUUGAGACCUGUUUUCUUCUACAUUGAUCUACAUUGUAUAAAGUGCUUUAGAAAUCAAAGUGUCUUGACGGUAACAUUAAUAAAGAGUGUGCAAAAUGUAAGAUUAAAACUUUUGCCUGAUAGGGAAUUUAGUGAUGAAUUACCUCACAUUGUUUUGUGCUUAAGCGUUGCUGUAUAUUAUUUUAUCCGACAGAAGAAAGUGAAUUUAUGUGAUUUAAUGCAACAACACUGAUGGUCUUCCUCUUUUUUCUGUACCUUCCAUAACAGGUCCAAAAUAGGCCUUGUUACAAGUGACUGCAAAAAUCCUUUACAUGCUGUCUGCAAAGAUGUCUAGUGGAUCUCAAAUGAGCAACAAGACAUCCCCUAAUACAUCUCCACAGCCCCCUCUAAGUCCAACAGCACAGUCGGACGCAGAGGGUCAUGAAGACUCAAAACCUGCUUCUGCAGCCUCUUCGUUUCCUUUACCAUGUUGGGCUACUCAGGCCCUAUGCGAUUUGGCUAAAUGUGAAACAGACCUCAGGCGACUGCGGGAGCAACAAGUCACUGAAGCGCAAACAGUAAGUCGAGGUGUGGACCGUGCACUAAUUGGAAUACAAAGGGAAGAGCGCCGUCUACUGGAAAGGGUAGAACAGGAUCAUCGUGACCUACAGCUUAGACUGGAACAAGUGCAGAGGGAAAAUGGAGCAGCCAUAAGGGUUGUGCAAAGAUUGGUGGACCAGCGAUUAUAUAAAGUCAUCAAACUUCGAGAACUAAUAAAGAAAAGUGGUGCUGAUGGUAGUAAAGAUCGAGAGUGGGAUCUCAAGCGAGACCAGCUUCUUAAAGGUGUUGCAGAGCUGGUCCAGCCUUGGGAAUUAUCACUUACACUCAAACGUGUAUCUUUCAAACCAAGUGCCCAGCCAAAUGCUAUAACCUUUGGUGAGGUCAACGUGCAGGACCAUAAUGUUCCAGUUGGAGGCUGUGGGCAACUGGGUCACAUGUGUUCCCUCCAUGCCGCCGAAGCACGCAGUGGGGGUCAUGUUGUUGGAGAGGGCAAGAGCACGACUGAUGGAACAAGCCCUUGUCAGAGCCCAGUCCCAUCUCCAGGGCCUAAUCCAAGGCACUCAUCAACUAACAGUGGGAACUUGAGGGUUGUCAGGAAGCUCCGUUUGUCAGCCCGAAGUGACGAAGAAUCAGGAGAAGAGGUAAAACAUCAGUCCCCACAACUAUUUCGCAGGUCCCCUAAUCAAGUCCCAUGUGAACGUGAUUCAUCGCAGGAGGAUGAGUGUGAAUCGCCUUUAUCUGAAUGCAAAGGAGAUGAGCUCUUUUUGGCGGUACCAUCACUUAGUCAUGGUGAGUCAGAGAGUGAAGAUUAUGCUCAGAGACAAAAUGGACCAAUCACACAGUUUGCUUCGCAAAGAGCAAGAAGGCAAAGAGAAUUCUCUCCAUCUCCAGAACAAGGUCCUCAAGAACAAGAUGGCUGGUUCUUGCAUCAGUUUGAUCAUAAAAGUCCGACCAGGAGGACUUCAGGAAAAACAUCACGGUAUGGCACAUCACCACAGAGCCCCAGAGAGAUCAACUCUAGUCAAGGCAGCAAUAACAACUUCUUUCGUGGUAGGUCUUCCUCCCAAUUAAGUGCAUCUUCAGAUGAUCACCCACAAAACCGUGCAUCAUCCCCUACUGACAGUGUAGAUUCUGGGUACACUUUUAUUGUCAGCUCCCCCAGAGAUUUCACCAAUUCCCUGCGUCCUACUGCUCGCCUUUCCAGAUCAGCUGCUGAUCUUUCCUAUUGUAACAGACCUUUAAGUGAGACCAGAAGGCAGCAGUCAAGCAUGUGGUCUGUUACCAAGAGUCAUAUGUCCUCACACUUGAGCUCCAGUUCUCAAAAAUGUGAGGCAUCACGCACAAAAUCCUGUCCCAGUCAUGGCAAUUUCUCUCAAAAGAAUACCCAACACCAUGCUCCUGGUUCCAGUAGAGUGUCUCGUUCACUUUCAAUGUCUGUUAUUGACAAUUCAUCUCAGAAAAGACAGAACCACCUUUCACCAGGACGACAGACUUCUCUAAAUGAAAAUAGACUGCGGGGAGAGAGGAGCGAACCAGCCCUCUUAGAGUUAGAAGAGGAUGCAAAAUCAAUGCCAUCAGAAGAAGUGCAUCUAGUUCGGCAGUUUGGUAGGCAAGGCUCAGGGCGUGCUGGUCUCGCACUGCCCAGUGGUGUCCAUGCUACACCCCAAGGCCAACUUUUCAUUGUGGACUGUGGGAAUGCUCGAGUCCAAGUAACUGAUCCACAAGGUAACGUCCUACAACAAGUGACUUCUGCAAGUAAUGACUCCUUAAGACAUUGCCGAAAUUACUUUGAUGUGGCCGUUAAUGCCAAGGGUCUAAUUGCUUUGAGCUGUGCAGCCGAGAGGGCUCUCCUGAUCCUUAGUCGGCAUGGGCGUCUCCUCCAAACAUUUGGAGGGGGGCCCUACAUUGCAGGAGUCCCUCGCGAUGAGUUGGAAGCUCCAAGAGGAGUGACAGUCAACCAAAGAGAUGAAUUCUUAGUUGCAGAUAUACGAAAGGGUACUCUUACUGCAUUGAAGCUUGAACCGAAAACGGGCUCCAGAUUGGAACGCACUGUGGUGACUGGUUUCCACAGGCCUUAUCUGGUAGCAGCAUGCCUUCUCUCUGGUUUAGUUGCAGUGUCUGAGCGAGGCAGUGAAAUAGGGCAGGAGCCUUGUGUGAAGAUUUUAGGACCAGGAUGGGACAUCCUACGAAUCUUAGGUGUGUGUCCCAGCUUAGGGCCUGUGCUGUCAUGUCCCUGGGGCCUUUGCAUUGACAAGGAUGGGGCUGUGUUGGUGGCAGAUUGGGGAGAAAAACAUCGAGUGCUUCUAUAUCCUUCUGAGGGACCAGGACGAGUGAUUUUGGCCGAUGGACUGAGUAGCCCUCGUGGACUUGCACUUCUACCAAAUGAUCUCCUAGUGGUGUCGGAUAGCAUGCAUCACUGCAUUAAGAUUUAUCAGUACAAGGAGCUCCUUGAAUGAGACAGGUAUUUAUUUUACUUUUGGAUGCUAAAUAGCAUGGUAUAAAGCAGGCAUUGAUAAAAUACUGUACAAUAAGUAAUAACAGUAGAACAGAUGAAUAUUAAAUGAACUAUGCAGUUGUGUGUAUUAUUUAUUUACAGUCAAGUCAAAAUAUAUAGAUUAGCUUGAUUAGCCUUAGCAUGACAAAAUGUAGAUUUUUUUUAGAGUUGUGUUUGUGCUCUUUCGUUUGUUUUUAAAGCCUGGUUGUUUCUAUUGCUAAUAUAGUGUGAUUUCUUUCCACUGCAGUGUUUUGGCUUUGUGAUAAAGCAGUAUGCUACUGAGAUUGAAUAGUCAUGCCAGCCAGCAGGAGGCAGUAAUAACACACAAACACAUUAAUGCAUUUGAAGUCUUUUGGCUCCUAAUGCAAUUUAAAAAUAAAACUGCAACGUCAAUAAAGCCAUUUGUAACAACAAUGCAUAUUAUAGUCAUAACAAGAUGAUUUGAGAUUUUCUGUUUACCAUUAUUCUGCUUAGCUGUAAAUAGCAACAGGAAUGCAACCACUCAGUGAGAAAUAUUCUUGGCAUGGGUUUGCAAUCUCAAAAGAGAACUAGAAGCACUGGAAUACUUUGAAAAAUUCUGAAUUGUUUCCUGCUAGUUCAAGAAUCCUCACAGUCCUGUUAUGACUCUGAAACAGAGACUCUCAAAGCUCAACAAGGCUUGUUGGCUAACCAAACACACCCAGACUGCUGUCUUUACUGUUUGGAUUUAAGCUCGACACAGUCUCUUAGCUUGCCUUGUUUAAGAAGAGUAGGCAUGGCUAUGCUACAUCUACUCACUCGUUGGAGGAUCUACAAACAUGCAAACAGUCAUAUAGCUUUAUUUCAGAUUUUUUUUUUUUCAAAGAAAUGUGUUGCAUGCUCUGCGAUAUCCUUCCUCUGCCCUAAGAAUGGUUUGUUAUUCCAUAGAAAAGUGUUCCUCUCCCUUGUUUACGCUGUCAGAGGAUGUGGUGUCUCCUUGUCGGUCAGGAAGCAGAGCCUUGUCUUUGACUUUGUGCGAGACUCAAGCCGGAAUUAAUUGAACUAAGGUUUUCAUCAAGUCCAUAGAGCCCUUUUCCUCUCAUGUGUAAUGACUGAUCUAAAACAGUGGCUUAAGCUACACUUUCUAAGCGGAUAAUCUAUUUAUUUUUUAGGUCACAUUAUUGUGGAAUAGUGAGAAAACAUUGGUACUUUGAAACCUGAAAAGUUAACUUGUGAGGAAACCAAUUGUGGCAAACCAUUUAAGUUUUGAAACAAAAUGGUUUGAGUGUUGUUAACUUAUAUUUAAAUAUACACUACCGGUCAAAAGUUUGAGGUCAGUAGGAAUUUUU
Molecule: messenger RNA, 6005 nt
Organism: Danio rerio (zebrafish)
Lineage: Eukaryota; Metazoa; Chordata; Actinopteri; Cypriniformes; Danionidae
Source: RefSeq, a predicted model, not a curated record